Molecule: messenger RNA, 1497 nt
Organism: Budorcas taxicolor (takin)
Lineage: Eukaryota; Metazoa; Chordata; Mammalia; Artiodactyla; Bovidae
Gene: IFITM10
Product: interferon induced transmembrane protein 10
Exons: 4
Coding region: 1-1035 (344 amino acids)
Cellular component (GO): plasma membrane
Source: RefSeq, a predicted model, not a curated record
AUGAGGCUAGGGGCCUGGGAUGGGGCAGAGGGCGACAGAGUCCGCAGAUGGCUUGGGCAGGUGGGGGGCCUGAGCUCCAGGGGCACGAGUGUCACCGGGCCCGGGAAGGGACACCUGGCCCCAGGGGCAAAGAGACCUGUCAGCGCCCACCCCACCGGCGGGAGGAGGCGGGGAGGUGGCUGUGCCCGCCGCCGCCGCCGUGAGUCAGGCUUGGGCUGCAGCCGGCGGCUGGCCCUGGCGCUGCGGAGGGCGCGCAGGCGGCGGAGGAGCGGCGCUGCCAGCCCGCGCCCCUCCCCGCGCCGCCCCGCGCGCUCCCCGCGCCGAGGUCGGGCCGCCGGGACGCGGAGCGGCGGGACAGCCAGCCACCGGCGGGACGGCGGAAGGACGCGCGCAGCGAGCGCAGGGUCGGGCCCGGCCACCGAGGAGUCGCCAGCCCAGGGCCCCACCCAGUGCCCAGCCCCGCUGGGAGCCCCAGCCAGCACCACGGACGGCGCCCAGGAAGCCCGAGUCCCCCUGGACGGGGCCUUCUGGAUCCCGAGGCCCCCAGCAGGUUCGCCCAAGGGCUGCUUCGCCUGCGUGUCCAAGCCCCCAGCUCUGCAGGCUCCGGCGGCCCCGGCCCCCGAGCCCUCGGCCUCGCCCCCCAUGGCGCCCACCCUGUUCCCCAUGGAACCCAAGAGCAGCAAGACGGACAGCGUGCGGGCUGCCGGCGCCCCCCCGGCCUGCAAGCACCUGGCAGAGAAGAAGACCAUGACGAACCCCACGGCCGUCAUCGAGGUCUACCCAGACUCCACGGAGGUGAAUGACUACUACCUGUGGUCCAUCUUCAACUUCGUCUACCUCAACUUCUGCUGCCUGGGCUUCAUCGCCCUGGCCUACUCCCUCAAGGUCCGGGACAAGAAGCUCCUCAAUGACCUGAACGGGGCGGUGGAGGACGCCAAGACGGCACGGCUGUUCAACAUCACAAGCUCCGCGCUGGCCGCCUCCUGCAUCAUCCUGGUCUUCAUCUUCCUGCGGUACCCGCUUACCGACUACUGAGGCCCCAGUGGGCACGCCAGCGGGACACGCAGCCCUGAGACACGGCCAGGGCAGAGCCGGGCGUCCACCCUUGGCGCCCCCCCCACCCCCGCCCCGAAGCUGUGAGCCAGGCCGUGGGGCCGUCGGAAGCUUCGUCUGUCAAGGGGGCAGCGAGCUUCGUGCUGGCCCAGCCUCCCCGCCUCUUGGCCCCCCACCCGUUUCUGGGGCCCCUGGGUUCCCUUCUGUGCUGCUGCACCCCGGCUGUGAGUGGCUGCCCCCCCUCCCUGCCUGUGCCCCCGCCUGGGCUCCCGGGGCCCCUCAGACCUGACACCCUGCAAGAAGGGCUCGUAUGGGGGCUUCCCAGGGUGGGGCAGGGGCAUGCCAGCAUCUGGGGACUCACUCCCCCCACGACCCCGCCCCCUCCAAGCUGUGACCCUGCUCUGAGCUCUUAUAUCUGUGAACCUCCAAUAAAAUACUCGCCCA